CAUGCAUUCAUUUAAUUGAUGUCAACACGACACGAUGGAUGCGAUGCACCCAUGCCAUGUGUGUACGCGAGUCCAGCCGGCGAGACCAUGCGAUGCAAGCAAGACAGUCAGUGUCCAAACACACACACACACGCACGCACACGCACAUACAUCAUUCCACUUGUAGUAUCUCGGUAGGCUGCACAGACUGACUGACAGGGAGAGAGGAAGAGGCAUAGAGCCCUCAGAAACACACCACACACCUCUGCCUGUACCCACACCACACCACACAACACGCAUCUGUCUAUCUACCUGACUGCACGCGUGUCCGUGUCAGCGUCUGCGUUAUCAUUCUCUUCCUAUGAUGACGAAGAAGCCCAUCGUCCCAACCAGCACGAACUUCAACCUGUGGUGCACAGACCAGACCAGACAGGCAUACAGCCAAGCACAUCACAUCUUCGCCCUUUGUGUGCGUGUCGGCUGGCACACUGCUGACCAUGGGUAGUCGUUGAGCCAUAUUGUAACCAUCCCCACGUACGGCAAGAACCUGUGCAGAUGACACGACCAAAGGAACCAAACACAUGUGCUGCCUGGGUCGAUUGCGGGGUGUGCGGUUCUGGUUUGGUUGCUUUGUCGUGUGUGGUGUGUCAUACGCGAUAGCUCUGCCCAUGAUGUCGCUUUUGUUUAGCCACAGCUGGCCCGGUGCAUAGAGCCCCCGGUCAUCCACGUCGUUGUUGUCACCCUUGGUCAGGAUCUUGACAUCACCCUUGCCCCUGACAACCCAUCAGCAACACACUCUCACAGAGUGGUGUCAUCCCUCCCUCCCUCCCUCUGUGAAUGGUCACGUACGUUUCGUGCACUUCGAGGACUCUGUGUACGAUGGGAAUGUCGCGGCCCUUGAUCUUGAACACCACCACAUCGCCGGGUAGCACGGGUGUGUCGGGGUUGUUGAGGAACAAGAUGUCACCGCGAUAAAAACCCGGCUCCAUGCUCCCACUGAAUGACAUGGCAGCACAAACAGACAACACAUGUGCUGUGCCGUGCUGUGCCGUGCUGUGCCAUGCUGUGCCAUGGCUGGUGCGAGGAAGCUGUUCUGACCUGAGUACGACGACCACAGGCGACUCUGAGCCGGUGAUGACCAUGAGGCCCUUCCAAAGCAUUAAGGCAGAGAAGACGAUACAACACAGAUUCAAGAUCUGCUGCACAAACUGCACACACAAGCAGCAACAGACAGACAAACAGACAGACAGACAGAGACAACCGACAGACAGUCGUUCACUUGUUCUUGCAUCGGUGGCCUGCCGAGAUCUGAUCUCACCUGCCGUGGUUUGCUGAACAGCGCCCGGAACUCAUCCCAGUACUGACGCACCGUGUCCAUCAUCCUCACUCACACAGUCACACCGCCUACAGAUCCCUGCUUCUCGUCUUCACGCUCAGUUGGCUACCUCAUCGCAGGCACGAACGAACGCACACCCAAGCGUUUCUUCA
Messenger RNA from Vitrella brassicaformis, 1467 nucleotides. The record is from the annotation of a GenBank genome assembly. Lineage: Eukaryota; Vitrellaceae.